AUGAUCCUACGCGGACAUAAGAAGGGUGUUACCGCAGUAAAGUUUUCCCCCGACGGCCGCUGGAUAGCAAGCUCCUCCGCAGACUGCACCGUCAAGAUCUGGGACGCCAAAACCGGUGCCCUCGAACACACGCUCGAAGGCCACCUCGCGGGCGUAUCAACCAUAUCCUGGUCGCCCGACUCAAAAAUCCUCGCGUCUGGCUCGGAUGACAAGUCGAUACGACUAUGGGACAUAUCAACAGGCAUGGCGCACCCUACACCUUUCAUCGGCCACCACAACUACGUCUACGCCAUCGCCUUCUCGCCCAAAGGUAACAUGCUAGUCAGCGGCUCCUACGACGAAGCUGUGUUCCUUUGGGAUGUACGAGCUGCGCGUGUGAUGCGCUCUUUACCUGCGCAUUCUGACCCGGUUGGCGGUGUCGACUUCGUGCGCGACGGCACGCUUAUCACGAGUUGUUCGCACGAUGGCUUGAUAAGAGUGUGGGAUACGAGUACAGGCCAGUGUCUGCGUACGCUCGUCCAUGAGGACAACGCGCCAGUGACGUCGGUCAUUUUCUCGCCGAACGGAAAGUAUGUGCUAGCCUGGACUUUAGACUCGUGUAUUCGGUUGUGGAAUUACAUAGAAGGAAAGGGCAAGUGUGUGAAGACAUACCAGGGUCACGCGAACAAGAAACACAGUCUCGCUGGCGCGUUUGGAACGUACGGGGCUGAGCCGCCGUACGAGUACGCGUUCAUUGUCUCUGGGAGUGAGGAGGGAAGCAUAAUACUGUGGGACGUAAGCACGAAGAAUGUGUUACAAAGGCUCGAGGGAGGGCACACGGAAACUGUGCUGUCCGUUGACACGCAUCCUACGGAGAAGCUCAUUGUGAGUGGAGGCAUGGACAGGACGGUGCGCGUUUGGAGGGAGACCGCUCCGCCGCCGGAGUCUGUCCUGGAACCUCCUGCAGAUGCAGGCACACCCGCCAACGGCUACGACCCCGAGACUCUUCCCCCGAACCCGUUCGCCGAAGGCUGA
Molecule: messenger RNA, 1014 nt
Organism: Didymosphaeria variabile
Lineage: Eukaryota; Fungi; Ascomycota; Dothideomycetes; Pleosporales; Didymosphaeriaceae
Gene: SWD3
Product: WD domain protein
Exons: 1
Coding region: 1-1014 (337 amino acids)
Molecular function (GO): protein binding
Source: RefSeq, a predicted model, not a curated record